This is a messenger RNA of Carya illinoinensis, 734 nucleotides long. RefSeq lists its product as uncharacterized. Lineage: Eukaryota; Viridiplantae; Streptophyta; Magnoliopsida; Fagales; Juglandaceae. The coding region runs from base 1 to 363 and encodes 120 amino acids. The record is from RefSeq and is a predicted model, not a curated record. The transcript is spliced from 5 exons.
AUGUCACAGGUCUCAGACAGUCCGGUCCGGCCCGAUGUCGAAAAUUGUAAAAUCCGAACCAAACCGAUUUUAUCCGAUUUUAAAAUCAUACAACCGGUUCCAGAUCCAACCGGUUCAAAACAGGACCGGUUUUCUGGUUUAAAAUCGCUGGUUACCUUCGCGACCAUCGAUGUGGAGAAUGUCAGGAUUCUUUCAGACCAAGGAGGAGAUGGAACUUCUGAAGGGGCAAAGGUGCUCUUACAGAGCAUAUCUAAAAAGCAGGGGAAGAAAAUGAAUUUUGCUGAAUCUGUUUGGAUAUUUCUCGUUUGGUGGACGCACGGUUAUUUGCAUUUUCUAGAAGCUGGAUAUUACUUCUGGAUGUAGAAGAAGAAAACUACCAUAAAGUAUGUUGCUCGGUGGUGGUAGGCUUCAACUCUGGAUGUAGGGUCCAGAAAACAGGGACCAAAUUGUUGAAUCCAAUACCCAAACCUUGAAAUUGAGAGGGGUUGUUAAGAAGGGAGAGAGUGAAGGCGAGAUAAAUUUUCUCGCCAGAAGAUAGUAAAACCAUUAAGAGGCUGGCUAUUUGCACCUUUUAUUUUUAUUUUCACUGAAAAUAGAGAUUAUAAGUUUGUCAUUUUCGGGUGUAUGAUUUGUUUUACCAAUGUCAUCUAUGUUUUUAUUGUCUUCUUCAGCAAAUGUAUUGUAGAAUUGAUCCUUGUUAGUGGUUUUGUUGUUCUUCAAACAUAGCUAAAUCA